Molecule: messenger RNA, 1188 nt
Organism: Aspergillus steynii IBT 23096
Lineage: Eukaryota; Fungi; Ascomycota; Eurotiomycetes; Eurotiales; Aspergillaceae
Product: Chromosome segregation in meiosis protein 3
Exons: 3
Coding region: 104-874 (256 amino acids)
Biological process (GO): replication fork arrest; replication fork processing; DNA replication checkpoint signaling
Cellular component (GO): nucleus; replication fork protection complex
Molecular function (GO): DNA binding
Source: RefSeq, a predicted model, not a curated record
CUUUGAUGGCCCGCCAGAAGAUACUACCUACCACCUGAAAGGUCCGAAUGUUGACACCGGUUGAAGGCACACCGGUACCAAUGCGGGAUCUAACUCAUUGAAAAUGGAGCGCAGAGACUUCCCCGAAGCCCCGGAAGAUCAUCAACCUGGCGAUAUCAAUGACCUCUUCGACUACGAUGUUGGCCUGGACGAGCUAGUAUUACAAGAGCCCCCGCCAAGCUCAAAUACUAACGCGCCAAAGCCAUCGUUUACACCGGAGGCUUCAGGGUUGAAAUUAGGGCUUGAUGAGGAGGUGAAAGUAACUAGGAAAAGGCAACCUGUGGCUAAACUAGACGACAAUCGCCUUUUGUCACAAGCUGGAAUCCCGAAGUUACGUCGCACAGCGAAGCAAAAGUUGAAGUUUAAGGGGAAGGGCCAUGAGUUCUCUGAUGCAGCACGCCUGCUGAACUUUUAUCAGCUCUGGCUUGAUGAUCUAUUUCCCCGGGCCAAAUUUGUUGAUGGCCUAGCUAUCAUCGAGAAACUCGGUCACUCUAAGCGUCUUCAGAACAUGCGAAGAGAAUGGAUAGAAGAGGAAAAGCCGCAGCUGCAGGCAGAUGACGCGCAAAAUGAACAGACCAUAACGAUGCCUGGGUCAUCUAAAAGCAUCCAGCCUCAUUUGCGCGGAGAUGAUGCGCAGCCUGGAUUCAGCAAUCACCCGGCACCUCAUGAACCACAACAAGGAUCAGAAAAUUGCACAAAUGCACAACUUCCCUGGCCAAGAAUCGAUUUCGAUCACGAACUAUUCGUGUCCUCCAGCAACAAUGUCCCACAUGCUCCCGACCAAGACGCGCCUGAUGAUGAGCUAGAAGCUCUCUUGAAUGAACAGGAGAUUUGAUUCGUAUCCAGGGACUAUCGACCCCGGUCUAGUACGAGCUGGCGAUCGAAGCUUUGGCUGGUAAUGGAAGGCGCUAGCUCCCAUUCCCCAGAGAAGGCAGGGAGCAAAGGAAGCGUCAUUGAGACGAGCUUUUGCUUUUACACACGAAUCCAUCGAGUCAAAGAUGCCCCGAAAGUGGGCUAAGCAUCCAGCAGACGCAAGCCAAGCAAUACUUCUGUUUAAUUCACCAGUAGAAAGCUCUCAUUCGAGUUGAGCAAACAUUGAGAGACGCUCAUUCUUUCAAGUUGUUGUUAUUCAAUGAACCUAUACUUAAU